AUGAACUACUAUCAUAUUUGGAUUUUCAUCUGUAUAUCUAAUUGCAAGGAAUUAAAUCAUUCACAAAAGCAUUAUCUUAUUCCUUAUUAUGUUGCGAAAGUUUUAUCUGGUUACGAAUCGCGUUCAUCGAUUAGAAACGUGUCAGAUAAACCUGUAAUGGUAGAAUUUGUCAAACAAGGAAAUAGUGAAACAAUUCCAAGUACCAAUUUUAAAAUUCCAUUCAACACCGCUAUAUGGAUACCUAAUGAUUUAUUUCAAAAGAAUUUCUUAUCAAGUAAAAUCCAGUGGGAAUUUACUCCCACCGAAGAACCAAAUAUUUCAGAUGCACAAACAGGUUGCACUUUCCCAAACGGUACCAAUACUACUAGAUUAACAAACAGUGCAGAAAUACCAAACACUGGGAUGGUCAAAUCAAAUGAAAAUAUAUUACGACCAUUCAAUCAGUUAGCUCCAUUUUCUGUCGGUGGUGUUAUUAGCAAAAACAACUCCACUAAUAAUCACACUAAUAACGAUAAUGGAGAAACGAAGAUGAAUUAUGCAUAUACUAAAGAUCAAUUGGACCAGUUGAAGAGUGAAUUUAUUGAUUCAGAUUAUGCUUCAAGUAUGGACGAAGGUGGUAGCAGUAGUAAUCAUCAAAAAAAGAAAAGCUGCAAGUCAGAGUCAAAUAUCUUGUCUGAAGCAUUUCAUGAUUUUCAUUCAGAUAUUGCAAGUCGAUUUGUAGAGAGAAAAAGUUGUGAAGAUGAACGAAUUCGACGUCCUAUCAACGCUGAAGCCUGCAGAAUAUACAACCAGGUGAAAGAUGUUGCAACAUAUAUAGAUCCAGAACUGCAAUAUGGGAAAAUGUAUAUUAAAUGGGUUAAAGACCAAGUUAAGCCUAUGAAUCGUCCAGAAUGGCGGUACUGGGGGGCUAAGCCUAUACCACAACUAACUGCACCUCCAACGUUUGAACCUUUCAAAGAUACGGUUGCCUGGAGUAGGUCAGAUCGCUUAAAAACUACAGGUAAUAUUCUACGUCCGGAGAUUCACUUCAAUAAAUUUUCAUCUAAUCGAAAAUCAACUAAUCAUUACAAUUCAAGAAACGUAGGGUUGUGGUUGAUGGAUUCUUCACUUUCGAAUAAGGGUAUAUUGAAAAAGCAAUAUUCAAGUUGUUCUAGCUUACCGAGAUUAAACAAUAACCGAAAUGUUGAUAGUAGCAGUAGCAGUAAGGAUAUAAAUCGAAACACUAUGGACAGUAUUCGAAAUCCGAUGGAUUAUGACAGUGUGUGCCAUUCAUUACAUGAUAAUCAUGAGUUGCAUAUUCUUGGGUGUGACAAUCAAACUAAACGAGCCGAUUUUCCUGCAAGAAUUCGACCUAAAUUAAAUCUUCAUUAA
This is a messenger RNA of Schistosoma mattheei, 1371 nucleotides long. The record is from the annotation of a GenBank genome assembly. NCBI's taxonomy places the organism in Eukaryota, Metazoa, Platyhelminthes, Trematoda, Strigeidida, Schistosomatidae.